AUGUCCGAUAAGGAUCUUUCUUGGGAGAAAGCAACUGCACGCCUGCUGCAAGAAUACAGUUCUUUGAAUUGCGGGAGAAAUCUUGGAAGGGUCCUACAAAACGAUGUACCUAUCAGCCAAAAAGCCUUAAAGACCAAGGCUCACCUCCAGUGUUACGGAUGUGGUAAAUAUGGCCACUUCAAGCGCGAAUGUCGGGCACGCACGACUAGGCACUGGACGAGAAAGGAGCACAGUGCUCCUGUAAAUACGAAAAGCUUUGACAUUGGAAGUAAGGAGAAGGCUCUUCUCUCUAGAGAAGGAAAAACCUCAAAGAAGUAUGCCGUGGUUGACUCCGGUGCGAGUAACCACAUGAUGUCAGAUCAUAUCCUUUUUGAUAAGAUUGUGAAUUCACAGACGAGAAUAAUCACGCUUGGUGAUGGGAACAGUAUCAAAUCAAAUCAGAAAGGCUCAGUUUAUAUCAGCGCAGGGGGUUUUGAUGACAAUAGGAAGACGCUGAGACUCAACAAUGUACUGUACGUCCCGGGUCUGGACACCAACCUGGUUUCUUGUUCGGCCCUUGACCGAGAUGGAUACGAAACGCAAUUCAGUAAAGGACUUUGCACUAUAUCAAUGAAAGACGAACUUAUUUGUACUGCACAACUCGAAGAUGGUCUGUAUAUUCUCAAAUAUAUAGUCACAGAGGAAACAGCAGACAUUGCAGUGGGAAGCACUGUGGGAGAAGAGCUCUGGCAUUGGAGCCUGUGUUCGUGUGUGGAAGGUAAACAGUCUCGACUAUCAUUGUACGCCAGGAAGGAUACAGCGACAAAAUCGGGAGAAGUGAUUUUUACUGAUGUGUGUGGUCCACUUCCGACUCCAAGUUUGGGCGGCAAGUCAUUCUUCAUAACGUUUAGUGAUUCUUUCUCCUCUUUUAAGGAUGUUUUCCUUAUAGCGACUAAAGGGGAAGCACUGGAAUGUUUCAAAUCAUUCCAAGCCAAAUUUGAACGGAAGUACGACUGCCAAAUCAAAUUCAUAUACUCUGAUAAUGGCGGAGAGUACCUAGGCACGUUAAAAUACCUUGAGAAAGAAGGAAUAGAGUGGGAGUCCUCCGCACCGUAUAAACCGCAGCAAAAUGGUGUCUCAGAGAGACUCAAUCGCACUUUGAUGGAAAUGGCACGUUCCAUGCUAUCACAUGCUGGUCUACCAGAUAAAUUCUGGGGAGAGGCCGUAUGCACAGCCAAAUCUAUUCGCAAUGUCACAGCUGGUCAAACUAAUGAAGGGCGCACCCCUAUAGAGAUACUGACUGGCAAAGUCCCACAUGUCGGCAAUCUGCGUUGCUUCGGUUGUGAGAUAUGUAAUCAUUCGCCUGGAAGAUUCAACUCAAGGAAGUGGCCACAGAAGGUGUUACUGUCUUUUGCUGAUAGCAUCCAACCUUUGUACGGGAUAACAAUUGGAAGAGUUAAUUGCAGUGCCCGUCAUGACCUAAGGGAAAAUUGGAACUAUGUAAUUCUUCGUCUUCAUGCCUAA
Molecule: messenger RNA, 1503 nt
Organism: Chondrus crispus (carragheen)
Lineage: Eukaryota; Rhodophyta; Florideophyceae; Gigartinales; Gigartinaceae
Exons: 3
Coding region: 1-1503 (500 amino acids)
Biological process (GO): DNA integration
Molecular function (GO): zinc ion binding; nucleic acid binding
Source: RefSeq, a predicted model, not a curated record